ACUAUAUAUCAGACAUAGCCAGCAACAUGAUGCUAGUGGAGGAGCACAUCCUGUGGAUGGCCCAGAAUGAGGCCAGGGCGUGCACUCGCAUCGUCCAGUGUGUGGAGCGCAUCGCUGACCUGGCACUGACUGGAGACAAUCAGGCCAUUUCUAAGGUGUCUGCUAACAUAGCCCUGGAGGCCUUUUUGAUCCGGCCAUCUAACUUCCUCGGCCUGUCCUGCACGGCACUCCAACGGCCCCCCUCAUCUGCCCCCUCCCCCGUCCCUGACAGCCACUACCACACUGACAAGGGCGCUAGCAGAGAACGUGAUGCCGUGGGGGAAUCUUGGCUCAACUUCAAAUGCCACACUGUCAACAACAGCGGCUCACCGGCCAGUCAGCUCAGCAAGAACUCAGUGGCAGUCGCCUCAAUCCAUUUACCGCUGGCUGGUACGCCUAUCUCCUCCUCUGCGCUGCAAUCUGUUGAUAACUCCACUUGCAAGCUGCAGUUCAUUGUGUUUCGCAAUGGGAAACUCUUUCCUUGCACAGGGAAUUCGUCAAAUCUCGCAGACGAUGGGAAGCGUAGGAGCGUUUCAACACCAGUUGCUUUCACCAAAUUAGAUGGGUGCAGCCUCGGGAGCGCCGUGCACUCCGUUACUAUCGCUCUCAGGCACUUCGCACUGGGUGUAGACCCCACCGCAGCCUAUUGGGAUUUUGACCUGCUGGAUGGACACGGUGGCUGGAGGGCAGAGGGCUGCCACAUAACAGGCUCCGGGGGCAACACGACCACCAUUCAUUGCACCCAUCAUAAUAACUUUGCUGUGCUAAUGGAUCUGAAGAAGGUGCUGUCUUUCCCCCCAUACCCUGGGGAGUUUUUGCACCCGGUCGUGUAUGCCUGCACGGCGGUCAUGUUGCUCUGCCUCUUCGCCUCCAUCAUCACGUACAUAGUGCACCACAGCGCAAUCCGCAUCAGUCGGAAGGGAUGGCAUAUGCUUCUCAACUUCUGUUUCCACACGGCUCUGACCUUCGCUGUGUUUGCCGGCGGCAUCAAUCGAAUCAAAUACCCCAUCAUCUGUCAAACAGUCGGGGUCGUGCUGCACUACUCGUCUCUGUCGACCAUGCUGUGGCUCGGGGUGACAGCCAGGAACAUUUAUAAGCAGGUGACCAAGAAGCCUCCGCAGAGCCAGGAUGGUGACCCGCCUCCGCCCCCUAAACAGCCCCUGUUGAGAUUUUAUUUAGUCAGUGGUGGAGUGCCCCUCAUCAUCUGCGGGGUCACGGCAGCCGUCAAUAUUGACAACUAUGGCAGCGGGGAGCAAGCACCAUACUGCUGGAUGGCCUGGGAGCCCAGCCUGGGAGCCUUCUUUGGCCCCGUGGCCUUCAUCGUCCUGGUGACAUGCAUCUACUUCCUCUGUACCUUCAUCCAGCUGCGGCGACACCCUGAAAAGAAGUAUGAGCUCAAGCAGCUGACGGAGGAGCAGCAGAGGCUGGCCGCCGUCGACGUGCCCACCCACUGUCAUCAGGGAGCCGAGCCUGGAGCCCUGGCAGCUCCACCCAGCGGGAGCCACUGCCCCGCCGGCUGCCCAGGCGUUCCCAUCAACCCUGCGCUGCUGGCUAACGAGCACUCCUUCAAGGCUCAGUUACGAACGGCGGCCUUCACCCUUUUCCUCUUCCUGGCCACCUGGACCUUCGGCGCACUGGCCGUGUCGCAGGGCCACUUCCUGGAUAUGAUCUUCAGCUGCCUCUACGGUGCCUUCUCCGUCACCCUCGGCCUCUUCAUCCUCAUCCAUCACUGUGCCAAGCGUGACGAUGUCUGGCAUUGCUGGUGCUCCUGUUGUCCCGGACGACGAGCCAACGCCUGCUCUGGCGCCCACGGGCCUGCUCAAGCGCGGCCCAAGGUCAACGUGAAUGGAGAUACCCCCGGACAUGGUCAUGGUCACAGCCACUGCCACCAUGACUCACCGUGUCAAGGUAAAGCACCAAUGAGCUGCAGUCAUGGCAGUUUAGGUCACUGUAAACACGCCGCCCUUCCGUCCUCGCAAAAUCACGUGACGUGCCUGGCACCGGUGACACCAUGCUGCGCCGCCCUGCAUAGUCAGCAGCUUAUGGAGGAGGAGCCUGCGGCAACGCACGUACUGCUACACGCUGACCCCGAGGGUUACAGACCGGGCAUCCAGUUACACCCCUGCCUAAAGAGCAGCACCAGGACUAAAGGCCGUCACCUCAGCCGCCGGUCCGGCGCCGGCGCUUGCGGAGCAGGGAGUGAGAGGGAGUACGCCUAUCACAUCCCCUCCAGCGUGGACGGAGGCAGCGUGCACAGCUCACACACUGACAGCCCCCACAGCACACAUGAGCGUCAUGCCCACAUCUGUCCACAUCUGGCCCACGAAGGCCACCAUGAUGGGCAUCACACAUGCCACGCUGCUGCAGCCACCACGCAUGAGGCCCUGGCGUGCCAUAACCCCUGCCACAGGCACAUCUGCUGUGCCAAGGCAGACCUCCUCCCCUCUCUGUGCCCGGCGGAGGCAGGCGACACGGGCAUCUUCCUGUGUGGCUGCGGCAAAGUGGCCGAGGAGGACCCGAUGGCGACACAUCACCAUCUGGAGAUGCACGCCCCGCGCAGACAAUCCUACCCCCAGAACCCGCCCAAUCAGAAUGGGAUUCUAAAAGGGGGUCUGCACGAAGGACUCCUGUACACCUCGGACAGCACAGGGAAUAUACGCACUGGACCCUGGAAGAAUGAAACUACUGUGUAGUGUGGGAAAGAAAAACAGGGGAGAUCGGCAGCACCCCUGCCUCGUCCCGCCAAAAAUAAACCCUUGCCUCCCUUUCUAGAAUAAAAAAAAAAAAAAUGAAU
Seriola dumerili (greater amberjack) is the source of this 2833-nucleotide messenger RNA. RefSeq names its product adhesion G protein-coupled receptor A1 (gene adgra1). Gene Ontology annotation, molecular function: G protein-coupled receptor activity. Lineage: Eukaryota; Metazoa; Chordata; Actinopteri; Carangiformes; Carangidae. Gene Ontology annotation, cellular component: postsynaptic density; glutamatergic synapse; plasma membrane. The record is from RefSeq and is a predicted model, not a curated record. Gene Ontology annotation, biological process: G protein-coupled receptor signaling pathway; cell surface receptor signaling pathway. Bases 27 to 2732 code for a protein of 901 amino acids. The transcript has 9 exons.